Messenger RNA from Hippocampus zosterae (dwarf seahorse), 4164 nucleotides. RefSeq lists its product as uncharacterized. Gene Ontology annotation, cellular component: nucleus; chromatin. Gene Ontology annotation, molecular function: histone binding; ATP hydrolysis activity; DNA binding. Lineage: Eukaryota; Metazoa; Chordata; Actinopteri; Syngnathiformes; Syngnathidae. The transcript is spliced from 5 exons. The record is from RefSeq and is a predicted model, not a curated record. Gene Ontology annotation, biological process: chromatin remodeling.
AUGUCGGAGGAGGCCGGGGAUGAUUCUUCGGAGUGGAAUGUCUCCGAGAACGAGUCGGAGGGUCUGAAAGAAGACCCGAGUGAGGAGUCGGUGGUGGUGGGCAGGAGCUACCUGGUCAAACGCAAAGGACGCAGCUACCUGCAUGUCGAGUGGAUGGCCGAAGACACCCUUCUCGCAGCCUCCAGGCUCGCCAAGGGCAAGUUGAACCGCUUCAACAAACUCUUCGACAGACGUAUCCUUGACCAGGAAAUUGAUCCCGCCGAACCCCCUGAGCAGUUCUUCGACUCCUCCUUCCUGGAGGUCGACCGCAUCAUCGGCGCCUCGGAGCUGUUCCCCGUCGUCCACCAGAACAAGAGCCAGGAGGCCCGCACCCGCUGGUUCGGUUCCCUCGUCCUGGUCAUUUCCAAGCUACUAAACUUUUCAGACCUGAAGGUGCACUACGGCCUGAUCCUCAAAGACCACGCUGCCCAAUACGACCCCUCCCUCCCCGACCUCAACGUCCUCCUCAACCGCCUUUACCUGGCCUAUUACAAAACCCCUCUGGAUUUCUGGGCGGACCUGGGCGAAACCCUUUCCAGAGUCAGGGCCCUUCGCGGUCCCGACACCAACCUGCAUCGCAUUGCCAGCCUGCUGCUCGCCUGCGCCCGGCACAUCUACCAUCAGUGGUACCUGCUUUCCACCCAUCGCUAUCUUUCCUUACUGUUGUCGCCCCCGAAAGGCAUCGAGCAGACAGUGUCCGAGGACCGGCUGGAGCACAUCAAGCGGGAGCUGGAAGGCCUGGCCACCGAACGGUUAUUCCUCGUCAAGUGGAGGAACCUUUCCUACUUACAGUGCACGUGGUAGUUCGAGAAGGAUCUGGACUGCCCUCUCAAGAUCGGGGAGUUCAAGGUGUUCAACCGGGCUCUGGACAAGUAGACGCGCAGCCUGACGCAGGCGCAGUCGAAGUGCCACAACACGCUGUUCGAGGUGGCGCUCAACCCCAAGAAAGGCAGCCGGAUGGGCGGGGCCCAUCUGGCCGACCUCCGCAACCGGCUGUACCAUUACAACGUCAGGGAGAAGAAGCUGCCGGUCAAGUACACCCCCGCCAGCCAGCCGAUCUUCCGAGAGAACAAGCGCCUUCGGUCGUACCAGCUCGAAAGCCUGAACUGGCUGAUCGAGGCCUGGUACGACGGCCGCAAUGUGAUCCUGGCUGACUAGAUGGGCCUCGGCAAGACAAUCCAGUCGGUUGCUUUCCUGAAUCACAUCUUCUCCUUCGAGAACAGCAAAGGUCCGUUUCUGGUGAUCGCACCCCUGUCGACCCUGGACCACUGGAAGCGGACGGUCGAGGAGUGGACCUCCCUCAACUGCGUGUACUACUACGACGGGGAGGGGCAGGCAGGUCGAGGCCGCAUCCGGGACCACGAGUGGUACUACACCGAUAUCUCGUUGAAGGGCGCGGUCAUCCAGAACCCCGAGCUGCACAAGUUCCAUGUGCUGGUCACCUCCUACGAGGUGUUCCUGCAGGAUUUGCAGCGUGUGCUGCAGUUCAUCCCCUUCCAGUUUGUGAUCGUUGACGAGGCGCAUCGCCUCAAGAACCAGAACGCCAAGAUCAUCGACUCCCUGCGCAGCCUGUGUUGUCGACGGGUAUUGCUGCUGACCGGCACCCCCAUCCAGAACAACACCACUGAGCUGUGGUCCCUGCUGCACUUCAUCGAGCCAGGCACCUUCCCCUCCAUCGCGGACUUCACCCGGCGGUUCGGCGAACUAACCAGCGCGGCAGAGGUGGACCAGCUGAACCAGGAGCUGGCGCGGUACCUGCUGCGGCGCAAGAAGGAGUAGGUGGAGCGGUCGAUCCCGCCCCUGCAGGAGACGAUAAUCGACGUGGAGAUGACCAACCUGCAGAAGACGAUCUACCGUGCCCUCUACGAGAAGAACAAGGGCAUGCUGAUGAAAGGAGUCAGCUCGGUGGCAGUCAACGCCACCCUCAACAACCUGGAGAUCCAGCUGCGCAAGUGCUGCAACCACCCCUUCCUCAUCCGCGAGAUCGAGCAGGAGCUGGUCCGGGGCGUGACCCCCGCCCAGCGCCAGGAGCAGCUGCUGGACAGUUCGGGCAAGAUGCUGCUGGUGGGCAAGCUGCUCGAAAAGUUCAAGCGCGAGGGCAAGAAGGUGCUGGUCUUCAGCCAGUUCACCUACAUGCUCCAGCUGCUCGAGGAGUUGCUCCGGGCCCUGGGAAUGCGCUACGAGCGCAUCGACGGCCAGAUCAAGGCCCGAGAGCGGCAGAACGCCAUCGACCGUUUCAACUCCAAGGAGGUCCAGCGCGAUGUGUUCUUGCUGUCCACGAAGGCCGGCGGGAUCGGCAUCAACCUCACCUCGGCCAACGUGGUGAUAAUCUACGACUCGGACUGGAACCCCCAGAACGACAUCCAGGCCACUGCCCGCGCCCACCGCAUCGGCCAGCUCCAGGAGGUGCAGGUCUACCGCCUGAUCACCAAAAAGACCUAUGAGGCGGAGAUGUUCGAGCGCGCCACCCGCAAGCUCGGCCUCGACCAGGCCAUCUUCAUGGGCUCGGCCCUGCGCAAAGACCCUGAGAAGGUCGACAAGGCCGAGGACGAGGCCCGCCGCAAGGAAAUGGAGGUGCUGCUCAAAAAGGGCAUUUUGGGCCUGAUCGACGACUAGGAGCAGGCCAACCGCUUCGGCGCCGAGGACAUCGAUGAGUUUCUGAAGGCCAACUCGAGGGUGGCAAAGUACUCACUCAUCAAGGGCGCAUACUCCUUCAGCAAGAGCGAGUUCGUGCCGGCCUCGACCGACCAGUCGAUCGAGCUUAACGACCCCAACUUCUGGUCGAAAGUGCUGAAGAACAUCGACAGUAAGGCCCAGAGCCUGGGCAAGCGCUUCGACCAAGGCGGGUUCUAGGACCUGUCCACCCAGAUCCAGUUCGUGUUCUAGCUGAGCCUGUCAGUCAAGGAACUGAUCGAAAGCAAGCUGUCACUGACCAACUACAACGCGGAAGACGAAAAGUGCCUGUCCGAACUGCUCAGCAAACUGCACGCCAGCAAGGACUUCAACCGCUCGCUGAGGGAGCUGGGCAACAACUGGCUCUAUGAGGUGAUGCGGCCCACCCGUAGGUUCAAGCACAUGACUGUCCCCGAAAUUGAGGAGUAUCUCAACCGCCCCGCCCCUGCUGCUCGGGUGGACCCUGACAGCGACCUUUUCUUGGAGGAGGGCAAGCCAGAGCCGCCUGACCGGGGCGGGCGACUGGACGAGCUGGUCAAGAAACUGUGCGCUGUGUGCGAGCAGCCGAAAUGCGUGAUCCACUGCACCAAGUACUGCAAGCGGCCGGAGCAGGUGAAGGACCUGAUCGAAGCCGAGCCCUGCAGCGACUGCCAGACGCACAUCGUGCAAUGCUUCAUCUGCAAGAAGAACGGUAGCUAUCACGGCAGUGACUACAGCAAGCACCGCAAGGGCAACGUCAUCAAGCUCAAGAAGGAGCAGGACGACGACCCCGAGGUCGACGACCCCGAGCGCGAGCGCAACGAGGUGACCAAGUGCUCCACUGCCAACUGCAACCGCUUCUACCACUGCGACUGCAUCAGCGGGCUGGAAAACGCUCAUCUCUUCAAGUACAUCGACAGCAAGUCCUUCCACUUCCGGUGCUCGCUGCACUACUGCGCCCGCUGCGGCGAGAGUGGCGAGACCAUGACCAUCCUGCAGUGCGCUCGCUGUCCCCGCGCUCUCCACCUUAGCUGUAUGGACAAGGACCGUGUCCAGAAGCUUAGCAAGAAGUACAUGGACUACCGCGAGCUCAAGUACGUCCGCAAGACCCGUGAGAAGCGAGAGGAGGGAAGACGUCCUGACCUGACCUACGAAGAGCUGGGGAUCCCCCCGCCCAGCGAAUUCAACUAUGAAAGCUACGGAAAGGACUGGUGCCGGUACUGCGGGGCGCGGCUGCAUUCAAACUUUACGAAAGGGCCAUGGGGUCCCAAAACCCUCUGCACGGUGCACUACCUGGACUGGAGCAAGAAGCACAUCCUUGACCUCAGCGAGCACAAAGAGCGGCCACGCCGGCCGAUCAACCCCGACUGCCGCGAAGAGCUGCGGUACCUUUCGGAGCGGAAAAACAAAAACGGCGAGUUCGAUGUCCGACGGGCACUCGAGGACGCGCCUGAGCGAAGGGAGCGAGGCUGA